UUCUAGUAAAACAAAAAACAGUGACUAAUAAAGAGCAAAGAAGUCAAAAGAAGCACAAUUAACAAGACGAUGGAAACUGCGACAGAAGAUGAUACUCCGGGAAAGGAAACAAAAGCCGAGAAGAAAGAAAUCCCAUUCACGGGUAACUUCAAAUCUCUMAAUCGAAAACUUUUAGUAUCUAAGCUGUUUUAUUUCUGUUACUGGGGAGCUGUUGGKUCGUUUUUCCCUCUUCUUGGAGUGUACUUCAAACAGCUUGGUAUGAAUCCAAGUUUAAGCGGGACUUUGGUCGGAUGUCGGCCGAUGGUUGAAUUUCUCAGUGCGCCUGUGCUUGGUACCCUUGCCGACAGACUAGACAAGAGGAAAUUUUUGUUGAUGUUUUCCCUCCUGUCUUGGAUUUGUUUCACCUUUUCGUUUGCAUUUAUUCAGCCUGCACCAGUGACUUGCCGAAAGUACUUUGUUCUUACCAAAAAUGUUUCUAAGAUCACCAAAGGUGAAACCUCAGAGGUUCAGAAAUUCCUUCAGCCGAAUACCCCUAAUGAAGCUGAGCCURAGUUUAACGCAAAGAGCUCGUUGGUCUACGAYUCAGAGGGAGUGCAUCARGUUUUUAUGGUAUUGCUGUUUUUGACAUUAAUAGGAGARUUUUUCUCUGCYCCYGCGAUCACCCUUGCUGACUCAGCUACUCUUGGAAUGCUGGGAGAGAAUAAGGAACUCUACGGAAAGCAAAGACUYUGGGGAAGUUUAGGUUGGGGAACAGCCAUGUUCUUACUGGGUUUCAUUAUUGAUAGYAUGGAAGGGGUAGAAAUGUGUGGAGARACUAUMAGCCAGAAUUACACCAUUGGAUUUUAUUCCUUUGUUAUYUUUAUGUCGUGCGCUUUUUUGGUAGCGACAAGAUUCACAUUUGUGAAACAYAAGGAAACUUUUGACAAUGUCGUCGAAACAGAUUCGUCGAGCAGUUUUAAACUCUAUAACACACUCUGCUCAAUUCGCUAUGGCGCCUUCUUAUCCGUCACUUUUUUCAUGGGAUUCGGAAUYGGRUUGAUUUUCACWUUUCUAUUUUGGCACCUUGAGGACCUCGGAGGCCCUCCCACGCUCUUCGGAAUUGCAUCAUUGAUCGAUCACUUAUCGGAGAUUAUUUGUUACUUUUACGUGGGUCACUUUAUAAAAUUUGCUGGCCACAUCCCUGUCUUAUAUAUCGGACUGGCCGGAAACUUUCUCCGCUUUGUUUACAUUGCCUGGAUCAGAAACCCGUGGCUGGUCCUUCCUCUGGAAAUUCUUCAGGGUUUUACCCAUGCGGCAGUGUGGGCCACAUGUACGAGUUACAUGGGRCGUAUAGCACCAGUAGGAUUUGGUACCUCAGCACAAGGAAUACUGCAAGGUUUACAUCAUGGUCUUGGGAGAGGAUGUGGUGCUAUCAUUGGAGGCUUGCUUACUCAUAGAUUUGGCACAGAAACUAUCUUUAGAUAUUAUGGAGUAGCAAACUUGAUUGUUCUAAUUCUGUUCUUUAUUUUGCAAAAAAUUCUGGGACCUGAUGAAAGUAUUUCAAAUAAAACUGAAAAYAYAAAWCCCAAGUUAAAGGAAAGUCCAACAGCAAGUGUCCCCCCUGGAUCACCGCCAUCAAUUGUUGGUCCYGUAGUACCUGGCUUAUUUGAGGAAAAGGUGUCAGAAGAUCCAAAAUUUCACGUKGUUGGCCGUCACAUACAGCCACCAAGAAAAGAAUUUUUAAGUUAACCUUGAUGAGAACUCCAUGCUUUUUAGGCACAGAGCAGAUAUGUUGUGCAUUCAUUAAGGCCAUGGAAAMACUUAACAGUCACCACUAUUCAUAACUUGUCCAAUUUCUUUUWCCAUUAAGAAUGGACACAACAUAUCAAAUUCAGCUUAUCAAGAGCAUCUUGAUGCAACAGUUAAAUUGGCAAGGAACAUGCAUCAAAAAAUGGUGUAAAUGUUUGUUUCUUCAAAAACAAAACCUAAUACACAAUAGGAAAGUCCUUUGCUUGCAAACAUUCUUUUCACACUUUGAAUUGUUUUACCAAUCCCAAUAGGUGAAAAGAAAGGAAGGGAACAAUACAAAAAUGAAAGAAAAAAAUAUUAUCAUUUCAAAUUAUUUGCUGCUUUUUAUUAAGUUGAUUUUUAGUAUUUUCAUAAGAUAAUAUUCUAAAAGAUAUAAAUAUAAUUGUUCAUGAAGAUGAGAUAAUGAUUUAGAAAUUUAAAUUAUGGCAUAAUUGAAAAACAGUAUUACAACAAAUUACUGGGUGAUUGAUUUGCGACCAGGCCUGCAUGUGAAUUCGCCAAGGUUGUAAGCCAGUGAGCCCGUGCAUUUUUGUGAAGCGGUCAUAUUUGAAAGUG
This is a messenger RNA of Exaiptasia diaphana, 2343 nucleotides long. RefSeq names its product major facilitator superfamily domain-containing protein 6. Bases 70 to 1728 code for a protein of 552 amino acids. The record is from RefSeq and is a predicted model, not a curated record. Gene Ontology annotation, cellular component: membrane. Lineage: Eukaryota; Metazoa; Cnidaria; Anthozoa; Actiniaria; Aiptasiidae. The transcript has a single exon.